This is a messenger RNA of Schizosaccharomyces octosporus yFS286, 1147 nucleotides long. Its product is annotated as isopentenyl-diphosphate delta-isomerase Idi1. The record is from RefSeq and is a predicted model, not a curated record. Lineage: Eukaryota; Fungi; Ascomycota; Schizosaccharomycetes; Schizosaccharomycetales; Schizosaccharomycetaceae. The coding region runs from base 96 to 782 and encodes 228 amino acids. Gene Ontology annotation, molecular function: isopentenyl-diphosphate delta-isomerase activity. The transcript is spliced from 3 exons. Gene Ontology annotation, biological process: isopentenyl diphosphate biosynthetic process; isoprenoid biosynthetic process. Gene Ontology annotation, cellular component: cytoplasm.
ACUGGAAACAAUUCCAAAGUUUCUCGUAGUUGGUUGUUGGUGGGCGGUACGAAGCAGACGCGAACAAGACAUCUUACCCUUCACCAACAUAAACGAUGAGCGUCACACAAGAGCAAAUGCUCUACGAUGAAGAGCAAUUGAGAUUAAUGGAAGAAGUUUGUAUUGUGGUAGAUGAAAACGAUAAGCCUGUACGAUCUGGUUCUAAAAAAGAAUGUCAUUUGAUGGAAAAUAUUAAUACCGGAUUAUUACAUAGAGCCUUUUCUAUGUUUCUUUUCGAUAAUGAGAACCGUCUUUUGUUACAACAACGUGCAGCUGAAAAGAUUACUUUUCCAUCCUUAUGGACCAACACCUGUUGCUCACAUCCUUUAGACGUUGCCUCCGAGCGUGGAUCUGAGUUGGAUGAAGCUAUUUCGGGUGUGAAAUCUGCAGCUCAAAGAAAGCUCCUUCAUGAGUUAGGAAUUAAGGCCGAAUAUAUUCCUAAAGAUAAGUACCAAUUUUUAACCAGGAUUCACUACCUUGCACCCAGUAUAGAAAAAUGGGGAGAACAUGAGAUCGACUAUAUCCUAUUUUAUAAAGGUCAAGUCGAGUUGGACAUCAACCCAAAUGAGGUACAGGCCUAUAAAUAUGUUACUAUGGAUGAAUUGAAGGCCAUGUUUGAAGAUCCUCAAUACAAGUUUACACCAUGGUUCAAGUUAAUUUGCCAGCACUUUUUGUUCCAUUGGUGGACGGAUGUGGAUCAUUCAAGCAAAUUCCAGGAUCGAGAAAUUCAUCGCAUGCUUUAAAUGAACUUCAUUUUGUUUCAAUUUUUUAAAACAUUCAACUUUCUUAUUUUUACGGCAUGUAAACUUCUUUUGGUUUGAAAUUGAGAACCGACCUUUUAUGGGAACUAAAAAUAAAUGAAUUAAUCUUUUGUUUUGUUUCCUUGUUCUCAGUGCAUGUACCUCUUUUCUAAGGAAGUCCAGAAAUAAUAAAAGUUGGGUCUAAUACACAUCUACAUGCCUAUCAAUCGUUAUCGAAAGCCUUUCGAUGAUUCACUCUUUUUUUUGCGAUUUUAGAUAAUAAAUACAGGGUGUAGUAAUUUAAUAAUAUGCGAUUCGACGAUCUAUCUCUAGUGGAAGAGACGCGUGUAAAUUUUUACUUUUACAUG